AAGAGGCAUAGCAUCCGUAGAAGCACAAGAAACUGCAGCCACGAUGAAGAACCGCAACCAGUCCUUGCCUAGAGUCAUUAGAGAGGAGAGUAGAGUUAGAUAUGUGGCGAAGGUGUGUCCAGGGAUUCCGUCGGACCAGCCAGAGGAGCAAUAUAUGAAGUUUCAGCGAGAAAAAGACAGCGUGAAACUGACAUUUCCUCAUUCCGGGUGAAACAUCCACCAUUUCCUGACAUUUGUUCGAUUUCGCUGACAUUUGCGAACUUAUCUCCCACGCCUUAUGCAGGCACAGAAAAAGCUUCUACCUGGAUUCUCUGUACGACGAGAGUGACAACGCGCAGAUUCUGUUUGACAAGGAGAUUGAGCAGCACCUACCGUCGAUUAUUCAUGGCAACAGCGUUACAAUACUCAUAUACGGUGCUUCAGCUAGCGGGCUCAUGCAGGGCGAAGGCGAUGUGCCUGGACUGGCAGAGUUAUGCGCGGCGUGGAUAGCUGUACAUCAGAUUGAGCUCGAAACUUAUCGAGGAUCGUUCUCCUAUAUCGAGCAUCACGGGAGUAAAGCCAUUGAUCUGCUCCGGUCCCGGGAGCUCCGGGUUUUGGAAGGCUCUAAAGGCGAUGUACCUGACUUGCAGGAGGAAGUAUUUAGCUCGCUAGAAUCCUUCCUGGAUGGGCUCGAUGAAGCCACAUACAGACGUCAAGUUGCGAAGACAGGGUCCAAUGCGGUAUCCGGCUCAUAUGCGGUUAUGCAAUUAAAAGUGUGGCUAGACGACAACCCGAGUGUCGUCGGCCAGCUGAAAUUGGUGCAUUAUACGGGUCACAGGAACAAUAAGGACCUGAUGGACUUUUUUAAAGGCAGCAGCCGAGGAGUCAUGGUCGCUUGCCUGGCCCCGCAUGACGUCGCAUUGGCCACGGCCAUUUUGGAGGUGGCCGCUCGCUCAAGGCGGGUGGACAAGCUGCUUGCAAAUCAGAAGACUGCUGUGCAUGCAGCUCGAGCCAAAAGAGAGGAACGCAUCACUAAUGAGCUCCGCCGGGUACGCAAACCUAGUAGGUUCAAGAGGGCGUCCUGCUGUUUUGGCGCCUUUAUGAGGGGAGCUGCAGAGGCCGCUGAACUUCUGGAUCGAGAGGAUGGGGAAACGGUUUCCGCAGCAGCAGCAGCAGCACCAACACCACCACCACCACCACCACCACCAGGGGCAGGGGAAGUGAUAGAUUCAGUAGAUGUUGCUGCAAAGCGGAGGAUGCUGCUCAACAGCAUGGCUGCUAGAGUAGCUUUCCCAUUCAAGUGUCUCCAGGUUCUGGCCCUUCGGGUCAGCAAGGGCAAGCACCCAAAGAGAGUCGGCAAGAAGAAGACUCACCAGUCACCUCAGGCGAAUCAUGAGAACCUGGAUAUGCUGCCUGCUGCUGUGGAGACGGUUGCUCUGCACGAUUUGCUGCCUGCUGCUGCGGAGACGGUUGCUCUGCCCGAUGUGCUGCCUGCUGCUGCGGAGACGGUUGCUCUGCCCGAUGUGCUGCCUGCUGCUGUGGAGACGGUUGCUCUGCCCGGUGCGUUGCCUGCUGCUGCAGAAACGGUUGCUCUGCCCGAUGUGCUGCCUGCUGCUGUGGAGACGGUUGCUCUGCCCGAUGUGCUGCCUGCUGCUGUGGAGAUGGUUGCUCUGCCCGAUGUGCUGCCUGCUGCUGCGGAGACGGUUGCUCUGCCCGAUGUGCUGCCUGCUGCUGCGGAGACGGUUGCUCUGCCUGAUGUUCUGCCUUCUGCUGCGGAGACGGUUGCUCUGCCCGAUGUGCUGCCUGCUGCUGUGGAGACGGUUGCUCUGCCCGAUGUGCUGCCUGCUGCUGUGGAGACGGUUGCUCUGCCCAAUGUGCUGCCUGCUGCUGUGGAGACGGUUGCUCUGCCCGAUGUGCUGCCUGCUGCUGCGGAGACGGUUGCUCUGCCCGAUGUGCUGCAUGCUGCUGCGGAGACGGUUGCUCUGCCCGAUGUGCUGCCUGCUGCUGUAGAGCCGGUUGCUCUGCCUAAUGUGCUGCCUGCUGCUGCGGAGACGGUUGCUCUGCCCGAUGUGCUGCCUGCUGCUGUGGAGACGGUUGCUCUGCCCGGUGCGUUGCCUGCUGCUGCAGAAACGGUUGCUCUGCCCGAUGCGCUGCCUGCUGCUGUGGAGACUGUUGCUCUGCCCGAUGUGCUGCCUGCUGCUGCAGAGACGGUUGCUCUGCUCGAUGUAUUGCCUGCUGCUGUGGAGACGGUUGCUCUGCCCAAUGUGCUGCCUGCUGCUGUAGAGCCGGUUGCUCUGCCUAAUGUGCUGCCUGCUGCUGCGGAGACGGUUGCUCUGCCCGAUGUGCUGCUUGCUGCUGUGGAGACGGUUGCUCUGCCCGGUGCGUUGCCUGCUGCUGCAGAAACGGUUGCUCUGCCCGAUGUGCUGCCUGCUGCUGUGGAGACGGUUGCUCUGCCCGAUGUGCUGCCUGCUGCUGCGGAGACGGUUGCUCUGCCCGAUGUGCUGCCUGCUGCUGCGGAGACGGUUGCUCUGCCCGAUGUGUUGCCUGCUGCUGCGGAGACGGCUGCUCUGCCCGAUGUGCUGCCUGCUGCUGCGGAGACGGUUGCUCUGCCCGAUGUGCUGCCUGCUGCUGUGGAGACGGUUGCUCUGCCCGAUGUGCUGCCUGCUGCUGUGGAGACGGUUGCUCUGCCCAAUGUGCUGCCUGCUGCUGUGGAGACGGCUGCUCUGCCCGAUGUGCCGCCUGCUGCUGUGGAGACGGUUGCUCUGCCCGAUGUGCUGCCUGCUGCUGCGGAGAUGGUUGCUCUGCCCUAUGUGCUGCCUGCUGCUGCGGAGACGGUUGCUCUACCCGAUGUGCUGUCUGCUGCUUUAGCGGCUGCAUCAUCAGCAGCAGAUAUUGCAGAGGGCAGCUUUUCGGUGGCUAACGUGCAGAUGGUGCACUUGGAGAUCAGGCUGAUGGCCUCUUCGAGGCAGCCAACGGACAGCACUGCUGCAGCUCAUGUGGCAGACGAAAGGCCUUCGACUGCGAGCAGUGCGGCUUCAGCAGAGGAGGAUAGCACAGCGGUGAGCAAGAGGGAGAGGGGGCGAGUGGUAGAGGGGCAGGAGUGCCUCGUUGUUGCAGCACAGGAUGGGGAGGGGGACUGGCAAAAAGACCAGGGACGGGGCCUGGGCAGGGGACUCUCAAGGUCAGAGGAGGAAGGCGAAGGGGGCCUUGAGCAGGCAGUCAGUGGGAAAGCACGUGGGGAGAAAGUGGAAGUUGGGGACGGUGGGAAGGAUGGGAAGGGUGGGCAGGCUGGGCAGGCUGGGAAGGCUGGGAAGGCUGGGAAGGCUGGGAAGGCUGGGAAGGAUGGGAAGGAUGGGAAGGGUGGGAAGGGUGGGAAGGGUUGGCAGGGUGAAGAGGAAGUGGAGGGUGGAGAGCUAGUGCACGAAGCAGCCUUGGGCAAGAUGGCAGUGGGAGAGGAGCCGGCACUGGCUCAAGAGGCAGUAGGCGACGGGGCUGCAAGUGAGCCUGUGCUGACUAAGGAGGCGACGCAUGCAGGUGGUGUGGGGUUGUGGGAUGUGGUCGAGCAGGGAGAGGGGGUUCAAGGGGGGGUUGAAUGGAAGCAGGGAGAAGGAGAGGAAGCCGAGAAGGAAGCUGAACGUGAGCAGGGAGCGGGCGGGGAAGUCCAGGGACUUGAUCCUCUGACAGUGCUUCUGGAGAUGACGCCCUUGCGGCAACCUCUUGGCGCCAUCUCAGCCAACCCACCAUCACAACAGUCUGCGUUCCGUAAUGCCAUGGUGUCUUGUGAACUAGAGGACUUUCGUGGCAUUCAGGGCCUGGCCACUGGGGACCCUUCGACCCCUGCCCAUCCUGAGGACACGGCUGCUAUAGAGAGGCUGCUUGUUGCAAAGCUCAACUAUGCCACCGAGGAGGAGCUGCAGCAGUUGAAGGUAAGCAAUUCUGGGGAGACUGUUGGAUCCGUUUGUGGCUAGGCAAUGUACAUGAGCGUCUCUGUGAGUUAGAGUAACCAGCAGAGAAUGUGCAUGAAUAACGUCCUCAUGUAUUUCCAGGGUAUUGGCAAAGCCUAUGCAGCACAAAUAUGCGCUUUUCGGAAGAAGCCGCAUGUGGGAGCUACGCCGUUUGAAGCGGUGAGUUUUGCUUUUGCAAUGACUGCAACCCCCUUCUAGUACUGCUUAUGCAAGCCCCAUCUACCCCAAAUGCAAGCCCCAUCUACCCCAGCUGCAUGGCAUUCCCACACACCCGUUCCUCAAAGUAGGUUGUGGGUGUCUCCCGGAUGUUUGCCCCCCUGCUCGUUUGGCAGGUCACCGAACUUACAAGGGCUGGAAUCCCUCCUUGGAGAGUAAGUCUUAAACUGAGUGCACUGUGAGUGUGUUGGUGUACCCUUUCGCUUAAUGUCAUAUGGUGUAUGCAGGUGGACCGCAUUCGUCGAGAUAACAUAGAGAAAAUAUCCUCCGUGUUGUCACCAUCGGCCACUUUGGACCACAAAACCAGAGGCCGUCUCUAGCCACACGUACGGUAUGCCACAAGCUUGUGACUGGACUGGAUGACUGCGAAAGUGCGUUUUGGUGCAUGCAUGCGUCUGCUCGCUUGGAUGCAGCACGGAACUUGACUCAUGAACCCACCCAUUCACCUGUUCGGGAGUUAGUCCCAAUCAGUGUGGAGCUUUAUUCAUGUGUUUGCGUCAAGUUACUCUAGAUACAU
This is a messenger RNA of Closterium sp. NIES-67, 4677 nucleotides long. Lineage: Eukaryota; Viridiplantae; Streptophyta; Zygnematophyceae; Desmidiales; Closteriaceae. The record is from the annotation of a GenBank genome assembly.